GGCCAAUAGGCAUUGGUCACGUGACUCAGCCGAGCGCUUCUUCCUCUUCACAUGAGCCGCCGAGCCUACGGCCGGGAGCUAUGGAGGAAUAUGCCCGGGAACCCUGCCCCUGGCGGAUUGUGGAUGACUGUGGUGGUGCCUUUACUAUGGGGAUGAUUGGUGGGGGUGUCUUUCAGGCAAUCAAAGGCUUCCGCAAUGCUCCGGUGGGUGUCAGGCAUCGGUUCAAAGGCAGCAUCAAUGCUAUCAGAGUCAGAGCACCACAGAUCGGAGGGAGCUUUGCAGUGUGGGGUGGGCUUUUUUCUACCAUUGACUGUGGUCUGGUGAAGAUGCGAGGCAAAGAGGAUCCUUGGAAUUCCAUCACCAGCGGGGCACUCACUGGGGCCGUAUUAGCAUCACGCAGUGGGCCGUUGGCCAUGGUAGGCUCUGCUAUGAUGGGAGGCAUCUUGCUUGCCCUGAUAGAAGGUGUUGGAAUUUUGUUGACAAGAUAUACAGCUCAGCAGUUCCAGAACCCCAAUCCCUUUGGAGAAGAUCCCAGUCAGCUGCCUCCCAAGGAUGGUUCACCACCUACAGGAUAUACAGGCUAUGGACAUUAUCAGUGAACCAGUGUGGGGCCAGAAUCACUUCUAUUUUUGGCAGGGAUGGGGCAAGAUUUUUCCCCUUGAAACUAAGACAUUCACCCAAGAGUGCAAACAAAGCAUGGAAGGGAUUUGGUUCCUGCAGUUAUCUUUUAAGUUUUUGGGGGGCAAGGAAAAUGGGGGGGUGAGCUGUAUAAUAUCUACCUCUAUGAGGGGUUAGGAAGCUUGCAGUGAUGAAAUGAGGUGCCCCAGGAUUAAUUCCAUAUGAUGAAGGAACCAAAGCUUAUUCAGAGAACUUGGAAUCCUAGGAUGAUAUUUGCCUGAAGAACUGGGGCGUGCAAUUACAGUUACAGCAAUUACAGUUACAGACUCUGGCAAAUUUUAAAGGGCUGUUUCUUGGCUUUCUGGUGGAGUGUCUCCUCCAAUUUUCUCUGUUGGUGGGAACUCCUCUUAACUUAUCAUUUAAAGAUCUGUAAACAAAGCAGUGUGUUUUCCCAGACCUUGGGUGAAAGGGUGAUUGUAACAAGGGGAAGCUAUGUCACUAUAGCAAUUACCAGAGUCCCACAGGUGAAGAUAUCCUGUGAUAAGCCUCUUCCUUGUAGGUCAGGUCCCCAUGUACUAUUGAGCCAGAAUAAGAGAUGCUGCUACCCUGAGUCCUCACCCUUUUCUUGUGUUUAAUAAUACUGCUUUUGCUCAUUGCUUAGGUUUGAAAAAACAAGGUGGGUCAAAACAAAACAGGGUUCAUGUCCUUGACUCAGCUUAUGAGGGUGUUAAGUUGUAUAGGCCUCCCUUGGAACCAAGUUUUAUUCCAAUAAAAUGCUGCAUCAGUUCUAUCUUUACAACAACUAACCAGGACAGACUAGCAGAACAGAGAGUGUGUUUCAGCCUCUAAAAUGCCAUCUAGGAUAUUGAAACAGUGCUUUAGUUGUGGAUACUGAACAAUCCAAAACUCUUUUGAGAUCCAAAUUGACAUUGCCCCUCCCUCCCUUGCCCAUCUAAGCCAAGCCACCUCUAACCCUGCAGUAUAAUUUUGGUUUCAGUUUUAUAUACUUGGCCUUUGUGGGCUAAGGACCUCAAUUCACAGUACAAAAGACCUAUUAAGAUAGGAUUUAAAUUCUACUUUAAAAAUGUGUUGCAUCUCCUUCUAAUGCGAAUCACAAGACUGGCUCUUUAUAAAACAGACCUAGUAGUACAUACCCUCCAGCUUGAAGAUCUUCUGAUAUUGGGGCAAUUUGUAUUUCAAUAUCAUUUUAAAGAAAGACUCUGUAUUAUGUUACAGAUGUAAAUACAAACCUGGCUUUUUUGCAUC
Molecule: messenger RNA, 1884 nt
Organism: Python bivittatus (Burmese python)
Lineage: Eukaryota; Metazoa; Chordata; Lepidosauria; Squamata; Pythonidae
Gene: TIMM17B
Product: translocase of inner mitochondrial membrane 17B
Biological process (GO): protein import into mitochondrial matrix
Cellular component (GO): TIM23 mitochondrial import inner membrane translocase complex
Molecular function (GO): transmembrane protein transporter activity
Source: RefSeq, a predicted model, not a curated record